Molecule: messenger RNA, 2547 nt
Organism: Helicoverpa zea (corn earworm)
Lineage: Eukaryota; Metazoa; Arthropoda; Insecta; Lepidoptera; Noctuidae
Product: glutamate receptor 1-like
Exons: 17
Coding region: 1-2547 (848 amino acids)
Biological process (GO): synaptic transmission, glutamatergic; monoatomic ion transport; modulation of chemical synaptic transmission
Cellular component (GO): plasma membrane; postsynaptic membrane
Molecular function (GO): transmitter-gated monoatomic ion channel activity involved in regulation of postsynaptic membrane potential; glutamate-gated receptor activity
Source: RefSeq, a predicted model, not a curated record
AUGUUGCAACACUCAAACGCAAAUAAGUCGAGCCUAGAUUUUCAACUGUACGUCGAUAUCAUCAAUACUGCCGAUGCCUUCAAGUUGUCCAGACUCAUUUGCAACCAAUUUGCUCGUAGCGUCGUGGCUAUGCUGGGAGCGGUGGCACCAGAUUCGUUCGACACCUUGCAUUCUUAUGCCAACACGUUCCAGAUGCCUUUUGUGACUCCAUGGUUCCCUGAAAAGGUGAUCCCGCCUUCUUCAGGUCUCAACGACUACGCAGUGAGUAUGCGCCCGGACUACCACCGCGCCGUGAUGGCCACGAUAACGCAUUACGGAUGGAAAAACGUCAUCUACAUCUACGAUUCUCAUGAUGGAUUACUGCGCUUGCAGCAGUUAUACCAAAGCCUGCAACCGGGAAAUGCAACGUUCCGAAUUUCAAAUGUGAAGCGAGUCUCCAAUGCAUCCGACGUCGUCGAGUACCUUCGAGCUAUCGAGAAGCUGGACCGAUGGAGUAACAAAUAUGUUGUGCUAGACUCUACAACUCAACUAGCAAAAGCCACGCUAAUUUUGCACGUACGUGACGUGCAGCUCGGCCGAAGAAACUACCAUUAUUUCUUAAGCGGACUGGUAUUGGAUGAUCGCUGGGAAAAAGAAGUAACCGAAUUUGGUGCUAUCAACAUUACUGGAUUUCGACUAUUGGAUUUUUCUCGUAAAAUUGUGCGGGACUUCAUUGAUGUUUGGAGAAGAGAAACUAUUUCAGCGCAAGCGGCUCUUACGUAUGACGCAGUUCAAGUCUUGAUCGAUGCUGUUCUUCGUCUGAUGCGCAAGAAACCUGAUAUAUUACGAGCUACACUGAGACGCGCUAGCCAAAACAACAGCAAAAUUAUGGACUGCAAUCCUAAGAAUAAACUCAUCCCUUUCGAACAUGGAGAGAAAAUAUCCCGGAUGAUUAAAAAGACGGAGGUCGAUGGAAUAACCGGCUCUAUAAGAUUCAACGAACAAGGACACCGCAAGAAUUUUACUCUGCAAGUCAUGGAAAUGACUGUGGAUGGUGAUAUCGUAAAGGUGGCGACUUGGUGCGAAAACAAAGGCCUUAUUCCUGUCAUCCCCAAGCUAGAUCAUCCUGCCGUGCCGGGAUCCUACGACCGCAACAAAACUUAUAUUGUGACCACCAUCGAGGAGCCCCCGUAUAUAAUACGCGAGGACCCUGAAGACCCGGAAUUUAGACCUGACGAACCAUUCAAAGGAUUUUGUGCAGACCUUACAAAAAUGAUAUCUGAAAAAUUAGAAAUCAACUAUGAAAUAAAGAUAGUAAGGGAUGGCAAAUAUGGAAACGAGGACCCAAAAGUACUAGGUGGCUGGGACGGAAUGAUUGGCGAACUUAUAAGAAAGGAAGCGGAUAUCGCUAUUGCACCUCUGACAGUAACCUUAGAACGCGAGUCCGUAAUAGAUUUCAGCAAGCCGUUCCUUUCUUUUAACUUAAAACCCAACGUCGCUUCGAACAGUACUGGCGCCAUAUUUAGUUUCCUUCAGCCAUUAUCAAUGGAAAUAUGGCUCUCCAUCGUUUGCAGUCUGUUUGCUGUGAGCGUAGUGCUAUUCAUAGUAUCUAGAUUCUCUCCGUAUGAGUGGCGAGUGGUUUCUUUUACGGAUUCACAUAUCACUGAACAUUCAGACCUGGCAACUACGAAGACUACCGUGGUGAAUGAAUUUAGCUUUUGGAAUUCGAUGUGGUUUUCGCUUGGGUCUUUUAUGCAGCAAGGCAGCGAUAUUAACCCCAGGUCUGUGUCAGGAAGGAUUGUGGGAUGCGUGUGGUGGUUUUUCGCUCUUAUAGUAAUAUCUUCGUAUACGGCUAAUCUAGCUUCAUAUCUGACACUCUCGCGCAUUUCGGAACCUAGCCAGACGUACAGUAAAGUAGCGAUGUGUCCAGAGGAUACAGUUGAUGGACCGAAACCUACAAUCGAAGUUCCACAAGAACCACCCGUAGAUGAGCAUGGCUGGCUUGCAUUUCUUAUGGACCGCAGCGCUGAACCGGAAGAUAAACCUUGUGAGAUGAUAGUCACUCUUACAAAUUCUGGCUAUAAAGAUUUUGCCGUUGGUGUACCAAAAGGAUCUCAACUGCGGGAUGGCGUGAAUAUGGCCUUACAAUCGCUGAAGGAAGAGGGUGAGAUACCGAGACUUGUCAGAAAAUGGUUCACCAAAUCUGAAUGUGAUGCCCCUGACACUGAUAUUAAGGGAUCUGAACUGACACUUAGUCAAGUGGCUGGUUUGUUUUACGUUCUGGUUGGAGGUUUGACAUUGGCUAUGGCGGUAGCCUUGUUCGAGUUUUGUAAGCAUGGACGAGCAGAGGCGGCUCGGGCUAAUGUGCCGUUGCGAGCUGCCUUGCAAGCCAAGACAAGCCUCUCUUCUAACACGGAACGUAAGAUGACGCAAUCACAACGUGGACCACAACGCGAACAUGACCGCCUUGGUUGGAACGGAGGCGCCUUUGGUGGCCAGUACUACAGCCCCGCUACCCAGAUUGGUCAAGAGGAGACGGCGUUGCAUUCUAGCUUUACACAAGUUUGA